Durusdinium trenchii is the source of this 7992-nucleotide messenger RNA. NCBI's taxonomy places the organism in Eukaryota, Dinophyceae, Suessiales, Symbiodiniaceae. The record is from the annotation of a GenBank genome assembly.
AUGGCCAGCACAACGCAUACCACGUGGACCAACCAGACUGUAGACCUCCUGAAGACCAAUUUGCACAUAGAUUGCAAGCCAGUCUUGAAGCAGCUCAUUCCUGACACUCUCGAAAAGGGUAUUCGCUUGGUCUCACUCCAGACCAAGCCCACUGAAGGUUCCAGGCAUUUGCGCUUGGAUGCUUGGUACUACAUAAGGCGAGUGAGUGUGGAGGAUGUCCUCCGAGCUCUUCGCGACACCGGCUUUUGGACACAGUGGUUGCAGAAGGAAGUGGAGCGGGUGAUGGAAACGCAGAAGGUCUACCACGUCGUAGUCCGUGGGAACGAUCCAAAGUUCAUGCCUCUAGGCAUUCGCGAUGGGCAAGAUGUUGUUACGGACUAUAUUGUUGAGGGGUUUGAGGCGAUUCUGGAAGAAGUGGACAAAUAUCUGUUCGAAGAGCUAUCUGACCCUGCCAGCGUUCGGCUUGCAAUGGCAGAUCACUCCUUCGAUCAGAUGCUACGGGCGUACUACCUGAACGGGAAGCAGGACAAAGAUGCGACCCUGCAUCUUGUGGGUCGGCUCCGGGGCGGCUCAAACCUCCUCCACACUUGCAUCAAAGAGGGGUACGUUGAGACACUGAGGCUGCUUCUCGACGAGUUCACCAUAGAAUCUCAGAGUCUUGCUCCCUGGAGAGCCUUGGCAGAGCCUUUGCGCCCUGUCGGGCAGUUCAAGGUUUCUGCCUUCCACCGUGCCGUCUUCGAUGGCCGCCCCGAAUGCCUUCAAGAGUUGGUGCUGUGGGCACUACGACAUGGGCAUGAUAUCAAGGAGCUGCGAAACGUGGAGGAGCGUAAUGAUUAUGCUGCGCCCACCAAGGGGUUGACCUGUUUGGAACUGGCUGAACAGUCCAAGAACAUGCUUUGCUACAACAUCUUAGCGCCACUUUUUGGAGUUUUGGCCAAAGAAGGCGCAACUGAUGUAAAUCCACGCGAGGUCCGCGUGGAGCAGAGGGCCUUGCCUCGGGUUGAAGCCGAGUCACAAGGAACACCUCUCUUUGUUUGCUUGGCUGAUGAGAAGCACGAUUGGGCGUGGGUGAUCGAAGUCAUCAAGUCUUUCAAAAAGGAGAAGAUGCAAUCCUUUGAUUCCAGCCAAAUUGUGAUAAGAUUGGAGAACUUGAUCCUCGAGGAGGAUGCCACGGAAGUCCAGGCCGAGGAGCUCCUGGCAGAAACUGCUGACAUGCACCUUGAGGCCAAUGCAUGCACAUGGAAGACGGAUAGAACCAACCUCAACUUCUUCAAGGUCGUGGUGGAUCGUCUAUCCACGCCCUCCACCGAUCAUCUUCCAGCCCUCUUGCCGCGGAAGGUGCAAAUUCCUUCCGUGGCCGCGGAGGAUUUGUCAGCGACGGAGGAGGAAGAUGUCGAUUUGGAGGUGGGACAACUAUUCCUACAAUAUGUGGCAAUUUGCGGCCGGUGGCUGGGCUUCGUGGGUGCCCACGCCAUCACUUCCAAGCAGCUUGCGCGGUUGACAAAGCAAGGGACAGAAGCCUAUGCAGCAGGCUCGGGGGCGGCAGCCCAUGAGUGGGAAGAUGCUUCUUCCCAGACCCACUCUGCGCCUGGAGAGGGGUCGCCCGCGGCGACCCCCAGGAGGAUGUCAGCGGCAUCCGAUGGUGCAGUUCAUGGAACGCCACAAGGCACACCUGGAUCAGCACAGUCAGCUCCGGCGGCGCCCGCAAGACGCAUGGGUGGCAAAGGUAAGGGUUGGACACCUUCGAUGCCACCUCCGCAGAUGCCUGUUCCUCCAGCAUACACCCAACCUUACCCGGCCAUGUCACAGCUGCGAUGGGAACAGGAUGUCUAUGGGCACUGGUGGUACAGCGAUGGGCAACAUUGGUGGUAUGGCCAUGGAGGUUCACAUCGCUUCACUGCACCACCAGCUGGAACCAUCCCCACGGCAACGUCGAGCAUUGGAGCUUCUUGGCAGUAUGUCAACCCUGAGACUACGAGGCAUCCCUCAGGGUCAAAGCCACCACGAGAACCUGCACAUCCCAAGAAGCCAUCCAAGCCGGAGUCACAGAAGAAGUCUCCGAAUAAGAAGAAGCCUCCGGCAAAAGAGAAGAAGAAAGCACCUCCUCCUCCACCAGAGGAGGAUGAAGAUGAUGAUGACGACGAUGAUGGUAGUGAAGGUGGAAGCAGUUCAUCCUAUGAGGAAGUGGAGUAUGAGGAGAGUGAAGAAGAGGAUGGGGAGUUCACAGAUGAUCCAAGUGUGGCUGCGACCCCAAGAGGAACUCCAAGAGCUGCACAGACGCCGAAGGCCGCUGCCAAGGCGAAGCAAGCAGCAAAACCAGCUGCAAAGCCAAAACCGGCAGCGCCGGCAAAGGCAAAAGCUGGGAAGUCUCGCCCAGCAGAUCCUCCGAAGGAUCCACAACCGCCGAAGGCCUUUCAUCGGGCGGCCAAGGUUGUGAAGAAGAAGCCCAAGGUCGAGAAGGACCAAGAUCCGCCUUCUGCACCGCCCUCAGGUCCACCAUCCCAUGGUGGUUCGGCAGCGCCGUCGGAGAUUAGUACCGUGCGUACUGAAUCCAUCAAGGAACUGCUGAAGGGCAGGGGUCCUUACAAGCCAACCCGCCAUACACACUGGGCGGAUGCAGAGGACGACUGGGAGUACGAUGAUGAGGAGGACUCCUUCGGAGACCCAGACAAUGAGGAUCUGAAGCCCUCAUGGCAGAAGAAGACAUGUAAAGAUGCAGUUCACCAGAAGCGCGACAAUGAGGCCCAUUUCAAUACGGGCACUCACAAGGGGCAGAGGCCGCAGCCUCUGCCAGACCGGCGGCGACCGGCAGAACCCUCGUAUCCACCUCCGGAGAGGGAGCGAACGGGUACCAAGCGCCGCAGCGACAGGGGUUACUAUGAUGACUACGAUGAUGAGGUGCCGAAGAUCCCUGAGCCGGGUACAAAAGGCCUGUCGGCCAAGAUCAAAGCUCGACGACCAGGUGAAGAAGAAUAUCUGGUCUUUGAUAGCAUCCAAGAUGCCAUUGACAGUACAAGAACGUCACCGCCUCCAUCUCCGUUGAUGAAGCCCCGUCCUGCUAAGCAGAUCUGGCCCAAACCACGAAAGGCCAAACCUCAGCCCGCGGCAGAGCAACAGACCAAACCACCGCCAGCGGCAGAGAGAGAGGCAGCAGAACCGGCUCCGCUGCCGAUCCGAGACCCAGAGAAGUUUCGAGAGAGGCGACGGCGUCGCCGUUCAGAAGGUGAGCCAGGUGAGGCACGCCCUGAAGGUGAGCACCGGCGGCGCCGGAGGAGGAGCAAGCCGGAAAUGGCUGAGCCGGUCGAUGUGACAAGACCAGCUCCACCAGAGGCUCCAGCUCCCUCAGAAGAAGCUUCCAAUGCCACAGAGGUCAAUUGGACCAUGAUGCAUGGAUGGGAGCGAAUCCGACGGUACCAGUCCGAUGAUGAGGAGGUGGAUAGCAGCUCAAGUGCAGCCUCAGAAAGUGAAGAAGAGGACCUGGCCUACCACCUCAAGCUGUCGGAGAGUUCGCAAGCCUCCCAAUCCAAGCAAGCAAAGGAGAAGAUUAAAGUGAAGCUUCUCACGGUGCUACGCUCACUGCUGGAGGAUGAGAAAGAUGAAGAGACCAUCCAGCGGCUCCGGAAGAAGGAGAAGCGCCUUGCAGAGCGUGCCACAGCCAGGGCUACCGGUGCAACAUCGAGCACAGAAGCUCGCCCAAAGGCCAAGCCCAAGCACAAGAAGCCAGAGCGCUUGGAGGAGGAUGUUGGCCUGAGCACCGAAGACCUGGUGAAGGUGCUCCCCAAGACGUCCAAAGAGGAGAAGAAGAUCCUCUAUAAGCAGCUGAAGAAGGACCAGGAACGCGAGAUCCUCGAGAUCUUUGGCCGCUCGGCAACCCCGGAGCGGUCCAUGUUGAAGCGCCCUGAGCAGCGCAAGGGCGGCUAUGGCUACUCCACGCCUGAUCGACGUGGCAAGGAUCAGGUUCAAGAGCCACCAGAGAAGCAGGAGAACCUGCCAACUCCAGUCAAGAAGAAGAGAUUGGAGGAGUUCCGCAAGUCCUUGUAUGAAGCUGCGCUCGACAAGCGAGGACGCUUGAUCCCAACGGCUGACCAGGAGGCGUGCCGCCACAAGUUCGAUCGCCUGGUUGGCAUUCAUGGCACUUGGAGGCCUACAGUGAUGUCUCCUUCCAGGCACCCGAUCUUGGGUUUGCUCAAUAUGGGAUCACACCCGAAUCCCAAACAGUGGCGCAUCAAGCCUUUGGAAGAACUCAGGCAGCGCCUGUUGAGCGAUCCACACUCCUUCGCAUUGGUUCAAGAUGCCCUGGACAGCAUCUCUGACUCUGGAAGUGAGGUGCCACAGGAGGUCCUAAAGGUCGCUGUACAUGGACCUGAAACCCAGCAGCAGCUGGCUAUGUGGCAGGAGACGAUGGAGGAUGAAGCAGUCGAGACAUUGGAUGCCAUCAACGCCCCAAAGGUCUUCAAGCCACAACUGGAUCCCAUGAGCUCAGAUGAGGGCUCUAUCAGCGAGGGCGAAUCUGAGACCUCGCAUGAUCCCGACUACCAGGACGAGGACUCCACAACCAGCAACGAGACAGAGGCUGAAGAGGAGUUCCACGAGAUCUUGACAUCUGGCUGCGCCGGUGAGACAGAGAUCCUGAGCAAAGGCCAGCGCCGCAGGAUCCUGGCUGCUGCCAAAGGCAUCAGCGAGGCUGCAAUGGCAGAAGCUGAGCGACGCUCCUGCCCGGAAAAAGUGCCUCGCAUUCGUCGCCUUCGCACAGGUUACAAGAUCCUAGAGAUCUUUACCUGGAGUUGCCUCCUGUCAAGGUUUGCUUAUGGUUUGGGUUGGGAGUAUUUGGAACCCCUGACACUUCCAGGUUGGGAUCUCAAAUCCCCAAAAGUUGAGAAGGAAGCAUGGGAUUAUCUCCACCGUGUGAACCCUGAUUUCAUCGCGGUUGCAUGGCCAUGCACGGAAUGGACCAUCAUGCAAAACGCCAACCAGAGGACGUGGACACAAAAACAGGCACUUCUAGCACGGCGAGUUGAAGCUCGCAAACUACUUCGAUUCACCCGCAGAGUCACAUUGUGGCAGGUUCGGAGCGGUCGGGCCAUUCUGGGUGAGAACCCACUGCUUUCAUUGGCAUGGAAGGAACCUGACAUCAUUGACGCCUUCGGUCAUCCGGAAGAAGCUAUUUGCGAUCAAUGUCAGUAUGGACUUCGCCAUCCAGAAAACGGCAUGCCUAUCAAGAAGCCCACGAGGUUUGUGGGUCAAGCUGAAGUAGUUUCGGAACUCCACCACCGUUGUCCUGGUGAUCAUCAACAUCACCAGAUUGAGGGCCCUGUCAAAACCAGUGCCUAUGGCAGAAUUUCGCUUUCCUCUUGGGCAGCUGGCUACCCCCUGCCGCUGUGCCGCGCCAUCAUGCGAGCCGCGCACACCUUCUUGGACAAGCAGGCCAAUGACACCCGCACAGAGGUCUAUAUGUUGGAUGACCAGGUGCCAGAAGAGGCAAUCCAAGAAGGAGAGGAAGGCAUCGAUGAGGAAGAACAACGUAUUCAAUCCUACAAGGAUGAGAGCGAGGAUGAUCUUGAAGAGGAGGAGAGGCGACCCAUCUCUCAAGAGGUGAAGAGGGCUGUUGAAUUUGCCCAUCGGCAGUUGGGCCAUCCCAGCAGGGAUACACUUGUUCGCAUGCUGCGAAUUUCAGGAGCUAAUGAUGAUGCAAUCCGGCACGCUCGCCGAUGGCAUUGCGAUGUCUGCAGGAUGCAACAGCCACCAAAGCAUCCACUCGCCACAACCGCCACUUCAAGACCAUUUGCUUUCAACCGAGUUUUGCACAUUGACAUCAAGUAUCUCUUCGACACCCAGGGUCGGAAGUAUCCUUGUUUGAGUAUUGUUGACCUUGGAACUGUGUACCAUGCAGGCUGCAUGCUGAAGACCAGAAGGUCAGACUACGUCGCCCGCAAAUUCUUGGUUCACUGGGUACAACUGUUUGGAGCCCCAGGGCACAUUUAUCAUGACCAAGGCGGCGAGUUCGAACUGUCUUUUACACAGCUUUUGGAGCAAAUGGCUGCGCCCAGCACACUCACCGGAUCGCACGCCGGUUGGCAGUUGGCCGUCGGAGAACGGCAUGGGGGAAUCUUGGGAACCAUGGUUGGAGCAAUCACAACCGAGCACGUCACAGAAGGUUUCCAUGGUAUGAAGUUGGCAUUGAGCUCAGCGCUGGCAGCCAAGAACAUGACCAUUACCCGUGAUGGUUUCAGCCCCAACCAGAGGUUGGCGCUGAUCCGGAUGGAUGUCCAGGAAAAGAUGAAACGGGCCAUUUUGAGGAAGCCCGGUGUGGACGCAGAAGGACGCGCCUUGCUCCUUGCAACGCCAAACAUGCGUUUGGCUACAAAGGAAGAACUGGCCAUGAAUGAGUCCGCAAAAGAAGAUGCAGAAACCAUUGGCCAGAUGCUUCGCGAUCCAGAGCGUGAUAACGCCUAUCACGACCAAACCCAUUUCAGAGGAGCUCCCAAGCGGAAGCACAUCAGAGAUGACCCUGAGCGUAAACGUGCCCGAUUGAUGAUGCGAGGCACCAAGUCAAUCCGGGAGUUGCUCAAGAGCCGGUUUGGCUUCAAAGAACAGCUCAGGAAGCGCAAGGUGCAGCUCCAGCCGCCAGAGAAAGGAGAUCCGGUAGCACCGAGGAAGAAAGUUAAGAAGGCCCUACCUCCACCGCCUGCGGCGGAGUCUCAAGACUCAAUGGAGGAGUAUACACCUUCUCAAGCACCAGAGCCAGAGGCUCCACAGGAAGGCCAGCGGCCUAUGCUUCCUGCUCCAAGUUCAGCUCCAGCGGAGCCACCUACAGAAGCCCCGCGAGCUGAAGAUGUUCCGGUGCCACCCAUGGAUGAGAAUGAGUGGUUGGAAGAAUACAGACAUCUCCCUCAGGAAGAACGCCGUCGCAUUCUUCAAGACGAUGUCCCACAUGGGAUCAAAAGGAAAGGUGGCAUUACUGAAGAGGAUGCUGACCGAGCAGUGAAGCGCCUCAGAAGCAACUUCUGCGCAGCGACUGCAGCCAGCACUGUGUAUGGAACCCUACAGAAUGAGUGGGUUUCUCGUUAUGAAGUAGAACUGCUAAGACAGCUGACAGGGUUGCCAGUUACAGCAGCCCGCAUUCACAGAGCACCACGGAAGAGGCUGCAACGACCCCCGAAGAUGGUGUCGCGCUCCCGCUUGAGUAUCCUCAUUGGAAAGGAUCCAGCAAGCACUUUCAUUGUCAACGAGAAGGAUGCAGAGGUUGCAGCCCAUCCCCGUCGGCGAGCCAGCUUCGAGUGGCGGGGUCUUACGAUGUUCUAUCGCACUGAAGACCCAAGCAAGCCUACGGAGGUAUUUGUCGAACUGCCAGACGGCAUUCAUGGGGUGACGCUCAUCACCAGUGAGGCAGCAGAGUUCCAGCAGAUGCGCUUAUCGGCAUUCCUUCGGCAUACGCAAGAUGUGGAUGGGGAUGGGCUGGGGCAAUGGCUUCGUCACAGGCAGCUGAUGCCGCUGGCACGAGUGGUGUUUGAAAGGUUCUUCAACAGAGAGAAGUUGCUCCUCGAUCAGCCAAUGGAUGUUGCCCAGAACAUUGACCCCUCUGUGGUGCCCUUUCUGAAGAUGACCUUGACCGCAUGGUUCCACACUGCUGCUUCUUCUCCUGAAGAUACUCACGAUGCUUGGGGCGCAUGGGCUGAAACUAUCCAGGUUGAUGAUGACGUGUUGAAAAAGGAGCUGGCGCCAGCCUUGGAUUUGGUGCUUGAGUCCUUGCUGCGGAUGUGGAAGGCUUUGGAUCCUGUGUGCAAGCGCUCCGGAGUCCACUCCAUGGUACACCUGGUGAAGAGUUGCAUCCCACCAGGCCUUCUGAACAGAUUGCCGAACACAAGACGCCGCCUGGAGAGACCGUGCCAAGCAAAGACCAAGGUCAGUUUAACUGGGAAGACCACAACUCUCAAACCCUCUUUCAAGCCUGUCACACCGGUGAAAGCACCGCUGAAAGCUGCGGUGUGGUAG